CCCCUCUCCAUUCAGCAGCAACUCUUCUUCAAUUCAGAAGAAAGAGAGAGAGGGAACACACACGGCUCUGUGUGAAGUGUGUGAGAGAGUCUUAAAGAGAGAGAGAGAGAGAGUGAAUAGAGAGGACACACAUAGCUCUGUGUGAAGAGUGUUUUCUGAACGAGGGUUCGAGAUGGACGCGAAAGUGGAGCACACACAGAGUUCAGGGGCCAUUACAGAUGAAGAUGUGUCUACGAUCCAGGACACAUGGAAGCCUGUUUAUGAGAAGAAAGAAGAUGCUGGUGUCGCUGUACUCAUCAGGUUUUUCAUGAACAACCCAUCUGCUAAGCAGUACUUUACUCACUUCGGUGACAUGCAGGGUCCAGAUGAGAUGCGAGAGAACGCCCAGCUGAAGAAACACGCCCUAAGGAUCAUGAACGCCCUCAACAUGCUCGUGACGAACCUCCGUGAUGUAGACAAAGUCAAUAACAUCUUCACUCAGAUGGGAAAAACACACGCGCUCAAGCACAAGGUGGACCCGGUUUAUUUUGAAAAAAUAGCUGCUGUCAUUUUGGAGGUUCUGGUUGAAGCUUUCCCACAAUUCUUCAGUGCAGCGGCUGUGCAGGGGGUGUGGUCUAAACUCAUGGGUAUCCUGUGCACAGAGCUAAAUAAAGUCUACACUGAAGUCGGCUGGGAAUCCAUCAAAAACUCUGCUUAGAGCUGAAAGAGAGACUCUCCAGAAGUUACACUGGAUAUAAUUACAGAACAUAGUGACAGAUGGACGGGCGGUCCGCUUUCUGUCGAGGCCCCGCCCAGGAAAUGAUCUCAUCCUGUGUAUAUGCAUAAUUAUGUGAUGUACACCAAAGAUUAGCACAGAUACAGUAUCUCAUGUACUUCGAGUCAUUUGUAUGCUUGAUAAUAAAUAAGACAAUAAGAGUGAUGAUGGGGAUGAGAGAUGAAUCUUACAUGACGGCCAGGAUUGUGUCAUGGGAAAUAUCUGUUUAUAAUCAAAACUAACAACCAGAUCAGUACAUCUCCCACAUACAUCAUUAAAUAUUUACACAUUCUCCAGAUGAACCAACAGCAGGUUCACAAACACUAUCAGAUAUGUGUGUGUGUGCAUAUUUAAUACUCGGUAACAUGUAAAAUAAAUACUGAGUUCAGCCAAAGCAAAGGAUUUUGCAAUGAUUGGGUAUAAUUCCUAAAAAACAAACACUAAGACUGUUCUGUUGUGCACAAGCUAAACUGAUUUCUUUUUUGUUCUCAAAUGAUUUUGUUAUGUUAAAAUAACUGAUUGUAAAAUACAUUGAAAUAAAGCCAUUUAAUGUAAAAUCA
This is a messenger RNA of Paramisgurnus dabryanus, 1314 nucleotides long. It is a transcript of the gene cygb1, whose product is annotated as cytoglobin 1. Gene Ontology annotation, molecular function: oxygen binding; iron ion binding; heme binding. Gene Ontology annotation, biological process: oxygen transport. NCBI's taxonomy places the organism in Eukaryota, Metazoa, Chordata, Actinopteri, Cypriniformes, Cobitidae. The record is from RefSeq and is a predicted model, not a curated record.